UGACACAACUAGCGCGUGCAACAGUGGAGAGACUAUCGGUGUCGCAGAGGGACCAAGCGUCGAACCGACCAGCGGGUCACCGAGCACCGCGAGCCCCCGCCACCGUUGCACCGCUGCACGCGCAGGGGACCCACGGCACCGGAUAAAGCAAACAGAAACAAGGGCUCUUUAUUUCAAUUCGAGCCAAACGGGGUUACGGUGAAUAAACCCGGGCACCGCCACCGACCGGAGAGGAUCCGAGGCAGAACGGCGAGCACUGGGAGAACCGUUUGUUCUUCUUCAUCAUCAUCAUCAUCAACAUCAUCACCAUCAUCAUCAUCAUCAAAGCAUGCCACUGUCUUCCUCGCGCAACACCAUGCCCGGGUGGCGGAGGAACCUGACUUUCUGCCUGCAGCGGAUGCACGAGGACGAUGACGGACCCUACGGGAAGAAUAAAGACCUCACUGGACCCGACCACGUCCUGAGCUCCAGACGACACAGCAUCCCAGAAGCGGUGCGUGGGGUGACCAUGGUGGAGCUGGUGAAGAGGGAGGGCAGCACACUGGGGCUCACAAUCUCAGGAGGGACUGACAAGGAGGGGAAACCCCGGGUAUCCAACCUGCGGCCAGGGGGGCUCGCUGCCAGGAGUGACCAGCUUAAUGUGGGAGACUACAUCAAAUCGGUGAACGGUAUUAACCUGACGAAGCUACGCCACGAAGAGAUCAUUAGCUUACUGAAGAAUGUCGGAGAGAGAGUCCUGCUGGAGGUGGAAUAUGAACUGCCCCCUACAGCCCCAGACAGUUCUACGGGGCUGAUCUCCAAGACGAUAGACAUCUGUUUAAAUAAGGAAGGGAACAGCUUUGGAUUGGUCCUCAGAGGUGGUUCCCAUGAUGACUGGCAUAAGUCCCGUCCCCUUGUGGUGACCUAUGUAAGGCCAGGAGGCCCAGCAGACAGAGAGGGGACCCUGCGUCCUGGGGACCGUCUGCUGAACGUGGACGGGGUCCCGCUCCACACCUCCUCCCACUGUGAGGCCCUCAGCUUCCUGUCCCAGUGCGGUCAUGAGGCGCUCUUCCAGAUAGAGUACGAUGUCGCCAUCAUGGACACUGUGAACAAUGCCUCCGGUCCGCUAUUGGUGGAGAUUGCCAAAUCGCUCGGGGCAACGCUGGGCAUCACUCUGACAUCAGCCACUCACAGAAACAAGCAGGUCAUCAUCAUCGACCGCAUCAAGCCUGCCAGCGUGGUUGACAGGUGCGGGGCGCUCCAUGUGGGGGACCACCUGCUGUCCAUCGAUGGGACGUCAACAGAGCACUGCUCUGUGCUGGAGGCCACCCAGCUGCUGGCCUCCACCUCUGAGCUGGUCAAACUGGAGGUGCUCCCCGCCCACCACUCCCGCCUCGCCGGGAAACACAACGACACUGUGAAGGUCCAAAAGUCGGACCACCCCCACUCCUGGGAUGCCUGUCUGACCUUCGGCCAAACCCCCAACUCCACCCUCUGUAACACAAGCUCCGCCCUCCACAAGUGCUGGACCGCCUCCAACAACAACACCAUCAGCAGCCUGGACUACUGCAAAUCUCUGGUCUCUGCUAGUUUCUCUCCAAGCUCGACCUCCACGUCCGGCCCGAGCAGUCAGAGCUCCAGCACACUGCCCAGGACCACAGUUCCCAUGAGCCCCCGAAACUCGCUGCUGAAACGACGACAGAGGAAGAAGGAGCACAAGAGCUCCUUGUCCCUGGCCUCCAGCUCGGUGGGCCCGGGGGGGCAGGUGGUCCACGUGGAGACGGGGGAGGUGGUCCUGAUGGGGGACCCCCUCAACGGCUUCGGGGUCCAGCUGCAGGGGGGCAUCUUCGCUACGGAAACGCUCUCGGCCCCCCCGCUCAUACGCUUCAUAGAGCCAGACAGCCCCGCGGAGAGGUGUGGCCUCCUACAGGUGGGGGACCGCCUCCUGUCAAUCAAUGGGAUUGCAACAGAGGACGGAACGUUGGAGGAAGCCAAUCAGCUGCUCCGAGACGCGGCACUGACCAAUCGGGUGGCCCUGGAGAUAGAGUUUGACGUGGCAGAGUCUGUGGUGCCUAGCAGCGGUACUUUCCAUGUUAAGCUACCCAAGAAAAGAGGAGUGGAGCUGGGCCUCACAAUAAGUGCCAGUAAGAAGCCAGGAGAGCCCCUCAUCAUCUCUGACAUCAAGAAGGCCAGCAUGGCUCACAGGACGGGUACCCUGGAGCCCGGGGACAAGCUGCUGGCCAUCGACAGCGUGCGGCUGGAGAGCUGCUCCCGGGAGGAGGCGGAGCAUAUCCUGCAGCAGUGCGAGGACCUCGUAAAGCUCAAGAUACGCAAGGACGAGGACAACUCAGAUGAGCAGGAGACGUCGGGCAGCAUCGUGUACACGGUGGAGCUGAAGCGGUAUGGAGGGCCUCUGGGCAUCACCAUCUCAGGCACCGAGGAGCCCUUUGACCCCAUCACCAUCUCUGGUCUGACCAGGAGGGGCCUGGCCGAGAGGACGGGGGCUAUCCAUGUGGGAGAUCGUAUCCUGGCCAUCAACAGUGUGAGUCUGAAGGGGAAGCCGCUGAGCGAGGCCAUCCACCUGCUGCAGAUGGCCGGGGAGACGGUCACCUUGAAGAUCAAGAAACAGCUGGACAACGGAGAGGAGAGGAAGGGGGAGGAGGGGGAGGAGGGGGAAGAGUCCAUGGAGAACGACCUCAGUGACCCUGAGGACGAUUUGACAGACAGCCAGCAGACCAAUCAGCUGUCAGAGCUCUACUCCACCACCAUCCCCAGUGUGGACUCCGCCCUGGAGUCCUGGGACGGCUCCGGGCUGGACGCCGGCUACGGCAGCCAGGGUACAUACAGCCAGCAGGCGGCAGGUCUUGCUCUGCACCCUCAUGAGUGGCGCUGCGCCAGACAGCCCGGCAGCCCGCCCCCUGCUGGCCGCAGGAAGAACUACCCCUUCAGCGACGGAGGAUUCAGCGAGGACGAUUGGGACAAGGGACCAGGCUACAACAGCCAGCAGCCAGACGGCGUUCUUCUGGACCCAGAGGACAGUUUCUGGUGUCAGGCUCUGGAGGACCUGGAGACCUGCGGCCAAUCAGAACUCCUCCGAGAGAUAGAGGCGUCCAUCAUGACUGGCUCGGCCAUCAGUCUGGGUGUGGACGGAGUCCCAAAAGCCGGCCAAGACCCCCUACUGAGCCUCGGCCGAAUCAGCCCCCUGAGCAGGAACUCCCUGCUGCAUCAGGGAGCUCACCUCCACGAGGAGGCCCACCUCCACCAUGAGCACCAGCUGCACCAGGAGGCCCUGCUACACAAAGAACUCUUCCUUCUAGAGGCACAGCUGCACCAGGAGGCCCACCUGCGCCAGGAGGCCAAUCUGCGCCAGGAGGCCCAUCUGCACCAAGAGGCCCACCUGCACCAGGGGCACCACCUGCUCCAGGAGGCCCACCUGCACCAAGAUGCCCGUUCCCCUCACCUGCACCAGGAUUCCAAAUCCAAGGCCUCCCUCAGGGUGUCAGAGAGGACGUGGGAGUCACGCCGGAUUAAAGAGGAGAUGCAGGAGAUCCUUUCUCCAAACCCCCUGGAGCUACACAAGGUGACGGUGAUGAAGGACCCGGAGAGCGAUGACUUUGGCUUCAGCGUGUCUGACGGCUUCCUGGAGAAGGGGGUUUACGUCAACAUGAUCCGGAACGACGGGCCCGCAGACCGCUCCGGUCUCAGGCCCUACGACCGGAUCCUACAGGUGAACCACGUGCGGACCAGGGACUUUGACUGCUGCCUGGCCGUGCCCCUCAUCACCGAGGCUGGAGACCGUCUGGAGCUGGUGGUCAGCCGGAACCCCCUGGAGGACAAUAAUAACACCAUGGACCACCAGCUAGACCUGUAGCGUGAACACACACACACGCACACACACACGCACACGCACACACACGCACGCACACACACACACACACACACACACACACACACACACACACACACACACACACACACACACACACACACACACACACACCUAGCUCAAUUCACAACGCACAAUCCUGUUGUGUUACCGAGCAUCCCACCAAUGUGCCACAUUUCAAUACAAAUUCCCUGACACGGCACAAAUCACAUAGUGAACAUAAUGCAGUCAAUGCAAAAAGAAAACUGAUCAAUUUCAAAUAGGAAGGCACAUUCACCGAUGCUAAGAGAUCUACAGCACAUUGAGGUCUUCUCUCUGGUCCACCAGAUCUGUGAAUUUUUCUCCAGCAGAGUGCAACAAUCUCUGUGAUGUUUCAGCCAACUGCCUUACUUUCGAACAUGGUCACCUAAUUUCAACAGGACUCCCUGUGACUACGGUUGGCUGAUUUUAGUUGGACUUAUUCGAGGAGACGUUAAGAACUUCGAGGCUCAAAGCACUUUGUGACGGACAUGUCCAAGGCAACUGUCCAGGUCGAAGAUGUAGCAAGGAAUUUGAUCUGUUUUUGCUGCUGCGCCUUGGACCGCUUCCCCAGAAGAAUCCAUGUGAAAAAAAAAAAACUAACCUCACUCUUCUCUUCCAGCCUUGUAUUUUUCUUACAAGGAGUCAUCCGACCACUAGCUCUAGAACUUUCUCUGUCGUAGUAAUGCACGAAAUCCCUGGUUUGUGAAGUCUUCGUCUCAGAUGACGUUUUUGUUGCCGUUUGUCUUCACGCAGACACUGUCUAGAACCCAGAACAGAUGUUUUACUUUUUUUGUUCUUCGGUGACCGAUCAGUGCCCAGGAUUUGAAACAUCUUCUCAGAGCGUACGACAUUGAGGCUCAUGCCUGCGCUACAAAGACAAAAGAACGCUGAUGUUUGAGUUUCAACUGUUACCGCAAACUGAACUAUUUCUGUAAAAGCAUAGAAGGGACUAUCCAAUUGCUAUCCUCAAUGUUUUUGUAAAUCAAACCAGAAUUCAUUUCAUUUUUUGAGUUCUCUGUGAUGCAGGUUGAGCAUGGAGUCACAAUCAGGUAAUUAUAACUGGUUAUAAUAGGUUCUGACUGGUUCUAAUUUUGGACCAAUCAGAACCACUGGUUGUAAUAGCAUGUAUUUCUUCAGAGGUGUCCAGUGUUGAGUUGGUGUAAAUGUCACCAUGGAGGUCCCAACAACAUCCCUACAAGGUGCUGUCCCCAUGAGUAUAGGAGACCAGAGACACAGUCAUUACCACACUUAUUUUACAGGCACACACACACACACACACACACACACACACACACACACACACACACACACACACACACACACACACACACACACACAC
Messenger RNA from Gadus morhua (Atlantic cod), 5225 nucleotides. It is a transcript of the gene grip2b, whose product is annotated as glutamate receptor interacting protein 2b. Gene Ontology annotation, molecular function: protein binding. Bases 329 to 3850 code for a protein of 1173 amino acids. NCBI's taxonomy places the organism in Eukaryota, Metazoa, Chordata, Actinopteri, Gadiformes, Gadidae. The transcript is spliced from 25 exons. The record is from RefSeq and is a predicted model, not a curated record. Gene Ontology annotation, biological process: neurotransmitter receptor transport, endosome to postsynaptic membrane.